This is a messenger RNA of Salvia hispanica, 1927 nucleotides long. The record is from RefSeq and is a predicted model, not a curated record. NCBI's taxonomy places the organism in Eukaryota, Viridiplantae, Streptophyta, Magnoliopsida, Lamiales, Lamiaceae.
CACAGUCACACAGCAGUAUCUAAGCAAAAAAAAUCCUUCGUCUGAAGAUUGAAUAUACCUUUUUCAAGAAUGGGAGGUGAGAUUGAGAAGGUGGUGGUGAUCCAAACAUGUAUAGAUUUGAGUUGGAGUGAGAUGAAAUGGAUGCUCAAUGCUUUGCCCAUAAAUCCUGGAGAUGAGAUCAUAUUUCUUGGAGUUCUCCAACUCACUAAUUCUUCUACUUCCUCUUUCCUUUCUGCUGCUAAACUUUUGGGAUACAAGGGCAAAGAGGAUCCACAUGUAAAUGGUUCGAUGAGAAAAUUUAUGGAGGACGAAAGACGAAAGAAGAAGGAAGAAUACAGUCAAAACAGUGGGAUCAUCAAGCUGCAAGAGAAGCUUCAAUCAGAGAAAAAGGUGAAAGUGAAGGUGGAGGUAGCCGUUUGUACGUCUCGUAGGGUAGCUGCAGUUAGAGCUGUGAAAAGGUUGGGAGCCACUUGUAUGAUUCUAGACAGGGAGAUGAAGAAAGAGAAGCAAUACUUCAUGGAUAGAGUGUCAUGUGGGAUCUCAACUAUGAAGAGCAACAACACCAUUGUUCAACUCCGAGGUCCCAUCAUUCGACAUGUCUCAUACGACGAGAUGAUACCUUCUUACUCGUGGGAACACAUCUCUCCCACAAGUGAUCAAACCCUUCACACUUCAUCCAUAUAUAGUACUACUAUUAGUACUAAUUCAACUUCUUGUUCCACAUCAAAGGAAAACAGAACUCCCAAGAAUGAAGCAAAUGGAUUAAUAUACAACCACCACAAGUUUGUUGCUGAUCCGAUCUGCUCCCAUUGCAACAGCCAACGGCCUAGAACCGGGAGCCACAUGGAGUUCAGCUAUGAAGAGCUUGAUGAGGCGACAGGCGGCUUCUCAGAGGAGAACUUCAUAUCGGAAGGCGGAUUCGGGCUGGUUUUCAAAGGGAGGCUCAAGGACGGGCGGAAGGUGGCCGUGAAGAAACUCAAGGCCACAAGCCUUCAAGGGGAGAAAGAGUUCAAGAGUGAAGUUCACUUACUGAGCCAAGCAAAGCACCAGAAUGUGGUGAUGCUGUUGGGAUCUUGCACGCAGGGAACUCACAGACUCCUCGUCUAUGAGUUCAUCUGCAACGGCUCCUUGGAGGACAACUUGUCGGGCGAAUGCAAGCCUCUCAACUGGGAGCAGAGGAUGAAGAUCGCAAGGGGGGCCGCCAGGGGGCUGGCCUAUCUGCACGAACGCAGCAUUGUGCACCGGGACAUGAGGCCGGGGAACAUACUCAUCACUCAUGACUAUGAAGCACUGUUGGGGGAUUUCGGGCUGGCGAAGGAGGAUGAUGGGACCGGGGCUAACUCGGGUGGGGUAGUGGGGACGCUUGGAUAUGUGGCGCCGGAAUAUGCGGAAUCCGGCAAGAUGUCAGACAAAACAGAUGUGUACUCAUUUGGGGUGGUGCUGUUGCAGCUUAUCACUGGCCUCAGAACUACUGAUGAGAUUCCAGGUGGAAAGAGUCUAGUGGGAUGGGCAAAGCCACUUUUGGAAGCAAAAAACUAUCCAAAACUCAUAGAUUCAAGGAUUUUGGAGUGCCAUGAUGUCCACCAGCUAUUUUGGAUGGUGCUUGCUGCUGACAGCUGUCUCAAACAAGAUCCUCAUCACAGGAUCACUAUGAAACAGGUACUCAAUUACUUGAACUGCAAUAAAGAAGGCAACACCAACUUCAUUAUUGACUUAUCUAAUUGAGCUACAAUGUGUAUGAAUCUGCAUCUUAAAUUCAAUUAAUAAAUAAAUGUAACAAUUCGACUUAGAGUGAGAUUUAUUGUUUUAUCAAUUUGUUUUAGAUUCUAAAUUUAUUUUAGAUUUAGAGUUUAGUAAAAAAUCUUAAUUAAAUUACAAAAAAUUAAUCCGCUCGCUAUUCGAUUUAAAAUCACUGAAUUAUUUUUGC